GCUCCACGAACACAUACAAAAAGCCAGAUCUGGGUUUCUGUAGAAACUAGAAGAACAGAUAUGGUGGGAUCUUGAUUUUCCCAGACACUCCCUCAUUUUUCCUCCCCAAAACCAAUCAAACAAAACUAGCGACAGAUCUACCCUUCCUCUUCCGCGGCCGGAUUCACGCUGGAAAUUUCCAAACAUCAACCGAUACUCCGAUAGUAGAGGGAUUGACCGAUGCCGGUAAGAGCCAGAUCUGAGCAUUUCACCAAAAGUUCACAUUUUUUUUCUCGGAAGCCAACAAAACAAAUUGAUAUAUCUGCUUUUAUCUUUUCCCGAUCAGCUUCCCUCCGUUACCCCAGAGAAUCAAAAAGUUCAUUGCCAUUCGCUGCCCCCUCAUAGAUCAAACCAAUAGAAUUAUCUCACUCUCCCCUACCUGGCGCGCCAAUUGUUUCAGCCAAGAAACAAGUAGGACGUCAGAUCUGUGAAAGGGUGGGGACGACCCCCUACAUCUACACUCCGACGAUCAACAUCAGUAUGAUGAUAGAGAAAUAGGAAGAGUUUAGGUAGAGAGAUAUUGUAGAGAGAUAAGUGAUAUGUGGAAAAUGAGUAGAAAAGAAGAGCCACCUUACUUAGAAGACCUAAGAGUAUAUUUAUAGGUCAAGCCUUGUCACCUUACAUUGGGCUUACAUUGGGUCUUUGUGGUGUUUUGUGGGCUUAGGCCCAUACGAGCUUGUGGAUUAGCGUUGUUGUUCGAGUUGGGUUGUUGUGGCAUAUUUACGGGUCCAACAAAAAGCUUUUGUCAUUCUAACGAUAGUCAUUAGUCAAAUUCAUAAUAUGAUUAUAAUAAUAAUAAGUGAUACUGGUCGCUUUGUGAUGUAUACAUUACAUAUAUUUAUGGCAUCAUAAUUACUCUGUUGACCUCUUGAAUUUUCUUGUGUACAUACCAUUAAAAUCUAGUUGCUCAAUUGAGAAAACAAAUAACUUACAGAUCCAAACUUUUUGUUCAUCCCAUAUCAUCCGGUCCUUGGUCCUAUGAAAUUUAAAAGUACUGAAGAAAAAUGGACGAAAUUUACGUUUGAACGGACCAAAUGGAUCAAGCGAACCAAAUGCAUUAUUGAUUCAAUACUUUAUCCUAAAAUAUAUUUCACUAUUUGACCGCGAUUCUCCUGAGUUUGGGCAGAUCGAGUCCCGUGCCCACCCUUACCUGUAGUCCAUGAAGCAACCCUGGAGCCCCAACUAGUACUCUUUUGAGCCCAAUGAGGUACCUUAAAUGGGCUCAAGUUGUUAUUUAUCAGACCAUUUUACAGAAAGUACAAGGCCCAAUUCGGAGCACACUCCACCCCUUCCCUCCACAAAACCCUAGGUAUAUACUACUGAAUAUUGGUCUACUGCGUUUCUCCAUUGCUGCUCCCGAUUGAAGCUCUCUUUCUGUCUCUUAUUCUGCUUCUGCGAGAAUCAACCUUCUUGAGCACUGUAAGUCGCAAGCAACGAUGCAGCCGGCUCGUGCUCCCUUUAGAUUAUGUUUGCUAAUUUUAAAUCAUAUGAUUUCUUGUGGUGGGUUCUUAUCCUUGCUAUGUUAAUGGAGAUACGCAGAGCGGCGGAAAAUGGCGACCUGCGCAGCGAUUAAGCCGACCAAGGCUGGAUUGGAUGAGCCACAAGAGCAGACUCACAAGAUCAGGAUCACACUUUCCUCCAAGAAUGUGAAGAACCUCGAAAAAGUUUGCGGGGACUUGAUUCGUGGUGCAAAGGACAAGAAGUUGAGGGUUAAGGGACCAGUGAGAAUGCCCACCAAGACUCUUCUGAUUACUACCAGGAAGUCUCCUUGUGGAGAAGGUAAAAUCAUUGGACCAUUUUUGGUUUCUUGCUACUGAAUUUAUAUUCCUUUAUAAUGUGAAUUUUAGUCAAGUCCUGAUUUCCCUGUAGUACUGCUAGGAUUAUGUAUCCAUUACAAUGAAUAGCACAGAUUGGCUCCCAUAUUAUUUAUUGGGACAUGCUACUUAUGGGUGUGAAGUAGUGAAUUGAUUGAGAUGUAGAAAUUCAUAUAUCAUGAAAAAGUAAAUGCUAGGUGGCUCUGAUGCCCUAAAUUUGUUUAGCGGGCUAGACUUCAGUUCACUUCCCUAAUGAAGCCGAUUAUGGGGGAGAUGUUGCAUUGCAUCAGUGGUGACAUGCUAUUUUGUAUCUCCACCUAGUGUUUGUUUUGAUGAAAUGUCUCUAUGUUCCAUAUUUCCUUAUAAGCUUCCAGUAUCUCAUUCAGUCCGGGAAAAUCACUAUAGGCUGGCCAACUAGUUUUGCUAUGCGUUGUGUUUCUAACACUUGGAACUAUGUUGAACUGGUUGGGUUAAAGAUCUGCUUUUGAAUUAGGUUGAUGGUGUGAUGAAUUGGUGAUUGUGAAGUGUUAAUGGUGAUGAAUUGGCUCUUACAGUAUGCAUUGUACUCACUUUUUCAGGUACCAACACGUUCGACUGAUUCGAGCUUCGUGUGCAUAAGCGCAUCAUCGACCUCUUUAGCUCCCCAGAAGUGGUGAAACAGAUCACCUCCAUUACCAUCGAGCCUGGUGUUGAGGUGGAAGUCACAAUUGCUUACGCUUAGAAAUGCUUUUUUCGGAUUCUGUUUGUCAUGGACUCCUUUUUGUUUGAGAUAUCAGUUUAGUAGAGAGGUGAUAUUUCUGUACUUCCCUUCCUGCCCAAUAUGUACAUUGAGCGGUAAAACAGUGUCUGAUUUGGUGAAACCAGUUACUUUUGGUAGACACUAGACGGAAAAUUUAUGACUUGAAUGAAAAUUUCGGAGGCUGUUUUUAUUUCUGUCACUGAUGUAUAAGUCAUUCCUAUGACUACUCGACUUUACUUCUUCUAACCAUAAAAAAUAACUUCUUUAGUUUCUUGUAAAAGAAUUCGCGCUCGACUCCAUUCAAUUUGUAGCUUGAUCAAACCUAGAUGAUAAGAUGAAGAAGUCCUUGAAUUGGAAUGUUCAUUUCUAUCAAUUAUCAACCCUAGGAUGUCUCUAAAGGGUUGGGGUGUGAGCUUGUCUCCGCCAUAAUCAACUCAGGUCUAUGCCCCCCUGCUGGACGUGAAACAAAGAGAAUAAACUUGGUGACAUCUGGCGUCGCUUGCUCUAUGACGCAUUUUGUCGAACACCUGCUCGGCCUCCUAAGCUAUUUUCCUGUCGAGCCAAUAUCCCAUGAGGUUUGCGAUGGCCAGUGAUGUUUAACUAAACCCCUAUGGAGGUGCUGAGGUUCAAGAUGGGGAAGAAGGCAAAAAAUGGAGAUUUACUGGGAUUUACGGGUGGCCGGAACAGGAGAAUCAUCAUCUUGCUUGGAACCUCAUCAGAGAUCUCCGAGAUGUCGAUAAUGAAGCCUGGAUUUGCGCGGGCGACUUCAAUCAAAUAUGCUCCAAUGUAGAGAAGGCAGGGGGAAGAGCGGUGUCCGAACAAAGGCUCAUUGGUUUU
This is a messenger RNA of Linum trigynum, 3429 nucleotides long. The record is from the annotation of a GenBank genome assembly. NCBI's taxonomy places the organism in Eukaryota, Viridiplantae, Streptophyta, Magnoliopsida, Malpighiales, Linaceae.